GCAGGGUGGGCAUGAGGGCACACCCAUGGCUUGAGGCUCCCCCAGUGUGCAGCUGGGCCAGUGCCAGGGCCCUGGGAACAGGUUCCUCUCUCAGGUUUCGGCUGCCCCCUCUUCUUCCCCGUAGCUUCAGGUGAGGUCCUGUCAUGCUGAGGAGUCAGAGACAGUUCCUGGCACCAGUGUCUCGGGCUAUGCGGCUCAUUGCCCUGAGCUCUGUCCCAAGGUCUGAUGAGUGAGCAGCCUGCUGGAGGAAAGAGCAGCCAGGCCGAGGGUCCCAGUCCCUCAGUGCCCUGGAAGAAGCCUCAUCAGAGGCUGUCCAUGGACACGUGGAGCAGGAAAACAGAGGCAUGCCAGCACCUCAGAGGAGCAGAGUACAGGCUGGGGGCCAUGAGGCCCCAGGACAGAGAGAUCUGAAAUGACAAAGUUGGUGUGCCGGGACCUGUUUACAGAGGCCCCUGUGGAGGAAUGUUUUACAGCGAAUUUAAAAGCAAGCAGGAUGUUUAAUAUUUAGAGUGCCAUACCACAGCCACCAAAGUAAAAAAAAAAAUAAAAGCUUUCCUGAGGGGGAGGAUGCAAUUAUACAAAAAAGGCUCAUUUCAAAAUUAAAGGGGGAAAAGGUUCUUUCCUAAAUUGUAGUUUAUCUUAGUGUUGUUUACUAAGUCCUCCUAAAAGAAAAAAAAGAACUACUCACAUUUCUGAAAACGGCACAUGUGUACAUAGUGCAAACUGUGUUACGAAAAAUAAGUCUCACAUCUCUUGUCCCAGAUACUGAUUAAAAAAAAAAAUAAAAAUUUUAUUUAUUUAUUCAUGAGAGACACUGAGAGGCAGAGACACAGACAGAGGAAGAAGCAAGCUCCUCACAGGGAGCCUGAUGCAGGACUCGAUCUCGGGACUCCAGACUUAGGAUCACACUCUGAGCCAAAGGCAGAGGUGCAACCCAUGAGCCACCCAGGUGUCCCAAUACUUUUUUUUUUUUAAUUUUAUUUGUUUAUUCGUGAGAGACACAAAAUGAGAAACAGAGAUACAGGCAGAGGGAGAAGCAGGCUCCCUGUAGGGAGCCCAAUGUGGGACCUGAUCCCAGGACCCCGGGAUCACACCCUGAGCCGAAGGCAGGCGCUCAACCACUGAGCCACCCAGGUGCCCCUACUGGUACUUUCUUGUUUCCUUCUAGAAACUGUCUCUGCAUAGAGAGGUGCGUGCAUGUGUGUAUUCACAAAUGUGUAUAUGCACAUAUUUAAGUAUCUUCCUUGAAGGUUGUAUUUUAAUGUUUCAAAAUCACGUAAAGCAUUUUUUAAAGCACUGGUGAACAUGCAAAAGCAGCGUCUAUUUGGAAUAAAAUAAGGAUUUGUCUCUGAAAAACCCACUGUAAAAUGUUUGGAGGCACUUCAGUGUUUUGGGGGCUGUUUCCCUUGGCUGCUGACUCUUUUGGUUCCCUGUGACCUCAGCAGGCUCCGACCCCUUUGGAGGAGCUGGAGGCGCUGCUGCUUAAGAAAACAGGUCAGAAUGGAGGCUUUGUAUUUGUUGGAAGAGAUGUGUAUCAGAGCUGUGUGUAGGCUGGUUGGUGCUCGUCCGCUUGUAUCCUGGGCCUGGGGUCCCCCUUAAGGGGUGAGGAACAGCUGCUUGGUGGAUGCUGGGGGGCAGAGCAAGGACUGUGAGCGUUGACAACGUGGAGGUCCCACUUUUGUGGUAGCCCCUCACUUCUCGCCAAGGGGAAGCUGGGCAAGCGGCCAAGUGGCCAAGUUUUGGAUGAAUGACCACUGUGAGGGGUGUGGGGGGCUCCCCACCAGCCUCCCUUUCCCCCAGACUAGAGUGAAGAUCAGUCAUGAUUGUACUGUCCCAUCGAAAUGGCCGGGCGUUGGUAUCCGUUGUGGGGCUGGAAGUAGCAGGCACCUGGGGCCAAGGCCACUUGCCAUUGGGGCCAGAGCCAGCUUACGGGAGCCCUCCUCCAUGGACUUCACCAAGCGGCCCUCGGGGAACAUUGCUCUCUGCACCCCUGCUGUCUGGGAGGGGACACCUCAGGCUGUUCCCCUGAUGGCUGCUUUCUUGCCAAACCACUGUCCUCCCCCUGGAACAUUUUUGCUGAGCCCUACAUGCCUCUGGGGUUGGGAGGACUGGUGAAGGAGAGCACCUUCUGGGGUGGUGCUGGGGGCCUGGCCCUGCCCACGUUCUGUGGGCCUGGACCUUCCAGCCUGGGCUCUGGGGAAUGGCGGUGGCAGGAACCAGCCUUAUGUGUAGCUCCUACAAUAGCACUAACUUGUCAUUCUCAGAUGCACAGAGCCCAGGCUGCUCUGACAGUAUGUAGGCCCAGGGAACAUGUGCCACUGGACUCAAACCCGUCCUUCCAGAAGCUUUCCUGGAGGUUUUCCUGCUGCACAUUGACACUCAGAGCUCAGAGACAGUCAGCAAGUCCUCAAGGCCACUCACCCAGUGCCAGUCACAUGUGUCUGACUUUGAGACCUCACUGUGGUACCCUCCUCUGCGAGGGUCCGGAGCUGAACAACCAGGUCCCCAGCAGUGGGGAGAGGCGGGGACAUACCGCCCAGGUUUAUACAGGACCCUCUGGCCUACCUGGUGGCACUGCGGUGUGGGCAUGGGGCAAGUGUUUGCAUGGCCUUCCCGGAACAUCACCCACUCAGAAAUGCGCUCUUUUUAGACACCUCCGCCCAUCUGAGGAGUCAGCAGAGCCAUCGGCUGUGCCAGGUGCCUUGCUCUCGUCCUCAGGACAGCCUCCGGAGGCCCCUGCUCCCCAGCCUGUGGCUCCGCAAAUGGAAAGGGCUGCACCGUUUCAGGGCCAUGCAGUGGGCGGGGCUGAGACCCGAACUCUCGGCUCCAAGUGCAGACUAUGCAGUGCCCAGGCUGCAGACCCUCUGGCUGCCGGGCCUCUUCCCACACAGCCCUGGGUCCCAGGUGAAGUAUCGGGGGGAAUGGGUCUCUUGGUGCCACAAAGGAAGUUACAGAUACGGCCAUAUCGAGGAGCGGCCAGGGGCACCGAUUCUGCGUCCCUUCUGGGUCCCCUGCCUUUGUGCCAUGGGCGUUGUCAUGAGGAGGGACAUCCCUGAACAGAUUCUGCUCACACUGGUCAGAGUUUGUAAAAGUCCUUCAGGCCAGACACAGUUCAGUUUUUGGAAUGGUUUCUCUUUACAGUAACAUAGUGUAAAUUGGUUUAGAAGAAAUGCUCCGUUUAACCUCCACGAGGGCACAUCCAGCGCAUUGUCUUGGACUCCAGAGACGAGAUUUGCUUGCAAAAACAAGGCUUUUGAUAAAGAGGCAACUAGAAGCCAGUGACAAAUACUUCAGAAGACAAUCCUGCUUGACAACGAUUCUUCUGAACAGAGUCUCCUCCCGCGGUUCAGUUGGGAGAAAAUGAUAGAAGUCUAAGAGUAACUGGUAAUCCGGUCACCCACCCGAGAUCUCCCUCCCUGGCUGCACCCCAUCCUUUUAUUCAUUCGCUCAACAAACACUCUCUGCCCCCUGCGGGCCAGCUACUCGAACACAACCCACAAGCAAAGUGGAGAGUAUCGUACAUGGUUACGUGGGCUGUGGAGACAAAGCAGG
Messenger RNA from Nyctereutes procyonoides (raccoon dog), 3552 nucleotides. RefSeq lists its product as uncharacterized. The record is from RefSeq and is a predicted model, not a curated record. The transcript is spliced from 2 exons. The coding region runs from base 2088 to 3056 and encodes 322 amino acids. NCBI's taxonomy places the organism in Eukaryota, Metazoa, Chordata, Mammalia, Carnivora, Canidae.